Molecule: messenger RNA, 994 nt
Organism: Strongylocentrotus purpuratus (purple sea urchin)
Lineage: Eukaryota; Metazoa; Echinodermata; Echinoidea; Camarodonta; Strongylocentrotidae
Product: elongation factor 1-delta-like
Exons: 8
Coding region: 97-936 (279 amino acids)
Biological process (GO): translational elongation
Cellular component (GO): cytosol; eukaryotic translation elongation factor 1 complex
Molecular function (GO): translation elongation factor activity; guanyl-nucleotide exchange factor activity
Source: RefSeq, a predicted model, not a curated record
CAAACCAACUAAUGCAAAAAUUGUCUCUUUUGGUGAUCAGAUCAGUUAUUGUUCCAGACCAUCCUGCCUAAGAACACCCAGCAUUAAUCCUAAGCCAUGGCUCAUCCUUUGAUGAAAGAGAACGUCUGGUACGAGAGGAACAAGUUCCAGGAGGCAGAGACCAAGUAUCAGGAACAGGUGGCUUCCAAACACAGUGGACUCGUUGUACAGAAAUCGGAUGGUCCGGCCAGCAAUCUGGUCAGCGAAAUUGCACGCGCACGUCAGAACAUUCAAACCUCAUUGAGUGCUGGAGUUGGUCUUAGUGUUGGCGUAGGUGUAGACAACCCAGAGAUCUUGGCUCGUUUGUCUGCAGUAGAGAAGGAGAAUGCAGACCUUAAAAAAAUCACAACCGAUCUUCAAGCUGCUGUUGCCAAGCUGACGGAGCGUCUGAGUGCCUUAGACACAUCCUCUACAUCGGCUGCAUCCAAACCAGCAACGGCCAAACCAGUCCAGAAUGGCAAAGCCAAAGCCGACGACGACGAUGAUGAAGAUGAUGAUGAUGAUGACUUUGACCUGUUUGGAGAUGACGAUGAUGACGAAGAGGAGGAAGAGAGUGAAGAGAAGAAGAAGCGGACACAAGAACGUGUAGCAGCGUACCAGGCCAAGAAGUCCAAGAAGCCUGCUCUCAUCGCAAAGUCUAACAUCAUCCUCGACGUGAAACCGUGGGACGAUGAGACGGACAUGGCCGAGAUUGAGAAGGCCGUGAGAACUGUGGCUAUGGACGGUCUACUUUGGGGUGCUUCUAAAUUGGUACCUCUAGCCUAUGGUAUUAAGAAGCUCCAAAUCACAUGUGUCGUGGUGGAUGACAAGGUGGGCACAGAAGAUCUAGAAGACGCUAUCACAGCAUUUGAAGAUCUGGUCCAGAGUGUAGACAUUGCUGCAUUCAACAAAGUCUAAGUCGCUACCAACCCAUCUAUCAUCGCUAUACCAACCCUCCAGGAUGCUAUUUUUACUA